Lasiodiplodia theobromae is the source of this 1818-nucleotide messenger RNA. RefSeq names its product Lysyl-tRNA synthetase protein. The transcript has 2 exons. Bases 1 to 1818 code for a protein of 605 amino acids. Gene Ontology annotation, cellular component: cytoplasm; cytosol. Lineage: Eukaryota; Fungi; Ascomycota; Dothideomycetes; Botryosphaeriales; Botryosphaeriaceae. The record is from RefSeq and is a predicted model, not a curated record. Gene Ontology annotation, molecular function: tRNA binding; lysine-tRNA ligase activity; ATP binding. Gene Ontology annotation, biological process: lysyl-tRNA aminoacylation.
AUGGCGGACGCUAAGAACGUUACCGUGCCGGUCGCCGACGGCGAGCCCCAGCAGAACCUCCUCCUCGACGAGGUCACCGGCGAGCGCGUCUCCAAGACUGAGCUCAAGCGCCGCCAGAAGCAGCGCGAGAAGGAAGCCAAGAAGGCCGAGAAGGCAGCCGCCGCUCCGCCCAAGGCCAAGAAGGAGAAGCAGGAGAGCGAGGAGGAGUUGACGCCGAACCAGUACUUCGAGAUCCGCAGCCGCGCCGUCAACAAGCUCCGCGAGACGCACGACCCCAACCCGUACCCGCACAAGUUCAACGUCACCGACGACCUGCGCGAGUUCCUCAAGAAGUACGAGUCGCUCAAGACGGGCGAGCAGCUCAAGGAUGUCGAGGUCCGCAUCGGCGCCCGCAUCUACACCAAGCGCGCCGCCGGCGCCAACCUGAUCUUCUACGACGUGCGCGCCGAGGGCCAGCGCGUGCAGAUCAUGUGCCAGGCGCAGGAGGCCACCGGCGACGUGCCGUUCCAGAAGCAGCACGAGAACAUCCGGAGAGGAGACAUCGUCGGCAUCGUCGGUUUCCCCGGCAGGACCAACCCCAAGAACCGCGACCACGGCGAGCUGUCCAUCUUCGCCAAGGAGGUCAUUCUCCUCACCCCCUGCCUGCACCAGCUGCCCGGUGAGCACUACGGCUUCAAGGACAAGGAGCAGCGCCACAGGAAGAGGUACCUCGACCUGAUCAUGAACGACUCGACCCGCCAGACCUUUAUCACCAGGUCGCGCAUGAUCACCUUCAUCCGCAGGUUCUUCGACGAGAGGGACUUCAUCGAGGUCGAGACGCCCAUGAUGAACAUGAUUGCCGGUGGUGCCACGGCCAAGCCCUUCAAGACCUACCACAACGACCUCAAGCUCGACAUGUUCAUGAGAAUUGCACCGGAGCUAUACCUCAAGGAGCUGAUCGUCGGCGGUAUGGAGCGUGUGUACGAGAUCGGCCGCCAAUUCCGUAACGAGGACAUUGACCUCACCCACAACCCCGAGUUCACGACCUGCGAGUUCUACCAGGCUUUCGCCGACAUGUAUGACAUCAUGGACCUGACGGAGGAGCUGGUGUCGUCCCUGGUCAAGCACGUGACGGGCGGGUACAAGACCAAGUUCCACACGCAGCACGGCGAGGAGUACGAGGUCAACUGGGAGAAGCCGUGGCGCCGGAUCGAGAUGAUUCCGGAGCUGGAGGCCAAGCUGGGCGAGAAAUUCCCGCCGGGCGACGAGCUGCACACGCAGGAGACGAACGAAUUCCUCAAGCGCAUGAUCAAGAAGGCGGGCAUCGAGUGCACGCCGCCGCUGACCAACGCGCGCAUGCUCGACACGCUCGUCGGCGAGUUCAUCGAGGAGCAGUGCAUCAACCCCACCUUCAUCAUGGGCCACCCGCAGAUGAUGAGCCCGCUGGCCAAGUACCACCGCUCCCAGAAGGGCCUGUGCGAGCGCUUCGAGGCCUUCGUCUGCAAGAAGGAGAUUGUCAACGCCUACACCGAGUUGAACGACCCCUUCGACCAGCGCAUGCGCUUCGAGGAGCAGGCCAACCAGAAGGCCCAGGGCGACGACGAGGCCCAGCUCAUCGACGAGACCUUCUGCAACGCCCUCGAGUACGGCCUGCCCCCCACCGGUGGCUGGGGUAUGGGUAUCGACCGCAUGGUCAUGUUCUUGACCGACAACUACUCGAUCAAGGAGGUCCUCACUUUCCCCAUGAUGAAGGAGGACAAGAGCGCUCAGCAGCAGCCCAAGGCCGCCGAGGUCGUCGGAAUCGAGCCCAUGCCCGAGGAAGGUAUUGGUGAGCAAUAG